This is a messenger RNA of Cryptomeria japonica (Japanese cedar), 3759 nucleotides long. RefSeq names its product SUPPRESSOR OF ABI3-5. The record is from RefSeq and is a predicted model, not a curated record. The coding region runs from base 229 to 3510 and encodes 1093 amino acids. Gene Ontology annotation, cellular component: nucleus. NCBI's taxonomy places the organism in Eukaryota, Viridiplantae, Streptophyta, Pinopsida, Cupressales, Cupressaceae. Gene Ontology annotation, molecular function: RNA binding. The transcript is spliced from 16 exons. Gene Ontology annotation, biological process: mRNA splicing, via spliceosome.
CAGAGCGGGGCAACCAAACCUUUUUAGUCCCCAGUCUUGCAUUCCAUUAUGAUAUAAUCUGCCGAUGAAAAAGCUUGAUAAUAGGGGUUUGGCUGGUUCAAAACAGGGUUUGUAGCCGUUCCAGAUUAUACUGGCAGGAGGGUUUGAAGUCGAAAGGACAGGUUACUUUGGUAUUUGAAGUUGAAGGGGUUACUGAGUGAGAACAGAAGCAGAUUGACUUUUGGAGUAAUGGAUCCAGGUCGCUACCGCCAGCAGCGAUGGGAUUCUAGCAGUGCUUUGGAAGGCUACAAUGCAGUCAGGGAUUCAGAUUUCAGGGUUGGUAGACAAUUUGGUAGAGGUUAUCUGGAUGAAGGCCUUCCACGAGAUGUUCUCUAUUCAAGGACACCCAUAGAAAGAGAACUUUUACUAGAAAGGGAAAGGCUACCACACACAUCUGUUCAUGGAAUUUGGCCUCCGGCAAGAAGAAAUUUAGAGGAGGAGAUUUCUUUAAUCAGGGAAACGCAAAGGCAUCCAAGAGCUGGCUAUAUUGACAGCCUUCGUAGUAUAGAUAGAUUUCCGGAAGUUGACAACUUUAGAGGAAUUGAUGACUAUUCUGAUUCUGAUCCAUUUCAAGGGUAUGCUUUUGAAAGGAUUGAGCGAUAUGGCGGACAUAAUAGGGACAUUUUUGAUAGGGAUGAUUUUGAGUUUGAUCACAGAUCUCACAUCUUGCAACCAAAGAGAGAGACUAGUCAUGAAGGAGAUUAUGAACUUAAUAGGCAUGUUGAUUAUGAACUUUCCAGACAUGCUGAUUAUGAACUUUCCAGGCGCUCUGAUUAUUAUACUGGAAAUGAUAAGAGAAAGAGAGACCAUGCUUCACACAAAAGGCAGAGUGAGCGUGAAAAGAGAAGCAGGAGUAAGGAUCAUGACAGAAGUGCUGAUAAGAGAUGGAAAGAACGAUCAUACAGCCAUGGUGAUCGUUCAAUGUCACGGUCACAAUCACCAAAGGGACACAGCCACAAAAAAUCCCGCAAAGAUGGCAGCAAUGAGGCUCCUGCUUUAAAGAGUAAAAAUGAGAGAAAUGAAAAGCAGAAGCACCGUGAUGAGAAGCAUCCUAAUGGUCGCGUACCUGUGGCACCAUCUGCAACACUUGUAGUUAAAGGCUUAGCUCAAAAAACAACGGAGGAUGAUUUAUAUCAAGCUAUGGCUGCAUGGGGCCCCUUGCGUCAUGUCCGUAUCAUCAAAGAGAGGAAUUCAGGCUUAUCUCGUGGAUUUGCCUUCAUAGAUUUUUUGACCAUUGAAGCAGCCCAAAAGAUGAUGGAUGAAAUUGCGGAGGAGGGUUUGGUAGUGGGUGGACGGCACCUUUUCUUUGAGUAUAGCAGCAAGCCAACUGGAGGUUUAGGAGCAACCCAAGCAGGGCAGGUAAAUUCUGCAAAUGGAUCAAUGCAAGGAAGCUCUAAAGGUGCAACUCCUGCAGUUGAUUGGAUGUGUGCCAUAUGUGGAUGUGUCAACUUUGCUCGCCGUGUCUCAUGUUUUCAGUGCAAUGAAAGCCGAAAUGAAGACUCUACCCCUGCAGAUGCAGUUGCUUUGAACACACCUUCAACGUUAAAGAGAGCAUCUGAACCUGCGCCAACUCAUGUAUUAGUGGUUCGAGGGCUAGAUGAACAUGUUGAUGAAGAAACAUUACACUAUGAGUUUUCUAAACAUGCUCCAAUCAAGGACCUUCGUCUUGUUCGUGACAAAUUCACUCAUGUUUCACGGGGAUUUGCAUUUGUACACUUCCAUUCGGUGGAGGAGGCAACCAAGGCCCUGGAGUUUACAAAUGGAAUGGUUCUUGAAAAGAAUGGGCAAGUUUUGAGAGUACAAUAUGCAAAGAACAUUCUUGGCCCAUCUUCGGCCAGUGGAGCCCCCACCCAAGCUAAUAACCUUGCAGCUGCAGCAAUUGAAGCUGCUACAUUUGCACAACAGUAUGAUGCUGUGGGAUGGGCGCCAAAGGAAUUUAACUUGGAUCAAGGUCAAACAAACUCACAUGGUGUUGAGAAAUGUGAGACAACAGAUGUGGGUGGAAGCUGUGCACUGCAGAAUGCUACCGCUAUUUCUGAAUCAGGCACAGCUCCACAGUCUGGUUUUGUGUGGGAUGAAGCCUCUGGUUAUUAUUUUGAUGCUGCUUCAGGAUUCUAUUAUGAUGGUCAUACUGGGCUUUAUUAUGAUGGUAAUAGUGGUAUGUGGUAUUCUUAUGACCAUGAAACACAGCAAUAUACUGCUUGUGUAGAUCAGUCUGCUAAUCCCAAUUUUGGAUCUAAUAAAGAAAAGGCUGCAGAGGGCCUGUCUCAGCCAAAGGUGAUAAUUUCAGCUCCUGCUGUUACAGUUGCUACAAGUUCGGAAGCUUCUGAUAAGAGAUCAUCCUUACCAGAGGCUGUACAGGCUGCUGCUCAGGCUGCUGCCAAGAAAGAAAAGGAAAAAUUGAAAGAAAAAGAAAAGGAAAUCCGAUUGGCAUCAAAAAGCACUAUACUUGCCAGUAAGAAGAAAAUUAGUAAUGUGCUAACGAAGUGGAAGCAACGACAACAUGAGGGUCAAGCUCCUCGUGUUGUCCUGGAUGAUGCAUCAUCAAUAGUUCCAUCCUUGACGUCUGCUGAUGAAAAAUAUAAAGGUGCUACAGGUGUUAGUUUAGAAAUGUCUAGUCAAAUUGGGAGCACUCCAAAAUCAAGGCUUCAAGCAAUAAAUGCAAAGGAAGGUGGCUUAGAUGGGCCAGCUUCCAUUAGCUGCGAAAUAGAAAACCACUGUGGUGUGAGUUACAACACCUCUGAUCGUUCAAUGAAAACAAGACCUGUGGCUGUCAGUAAUAGUUCUGGUGGAAAAAUAAUGGGGGUGAUUAGAGAAUCUAGUAGAGUAAUAAAGAUGUCAGAUUCUAGUCACCCACAGGCUACUGAACCCUCAAUAGUGGUUAUGAGGGCGCACGUCCCAGAAACUACCGUGGUUUCAAGUGCAUUUAAAACAGAUGCGUCAGCUCUUGGUUCAUAUGGAUCAACGUCCGGAACAAAACGAAGAUUUUCAGAAACUCCUCAAACUGUUUAUAGGGAUAGAGCUGCAGAGAGGAGAACCCUGUACGGGUCAUCUGGCCCCGGUGAUAGUCUCUUAGAUAUUGAGCUUAGAGAAAAAGCUCAAGGUCGAGAAAUGCCAUUUCCUCCGGGUGUAGGUGGCAAGGGUAGGGUACACGACAUUUGUUUACCACAGGGAGCAAUGGCAGAUACGGAAGGACAAACAUUUGAAGUUAUUACUAGUGAGAAAGCUAUUGACGAAAAGAAUAUUGGAAAUAGAAUGCUGCGAAAUAUGGGCUGGCAAGAAGGCUCCGGUCUUGGUAAAGAUAGAACUGGAAUUCUUGAACCAGUGCAGGCUCAAGCUACAGAAGAAAGAGCUGGUCUUGGUACUCAGGUACAGCGCAAGAUUGAUUCUCGGUUUGAGACUCACCCUGGAGAUAGUUACAGAACUGUUGUGCAGAAGAAGGCUCUAGCCAGAUUUCACGAAAUUCCUUAGUUAUACAUUUUUUUUGGAUAUAUUUCAAGUUUCUUUUCCUAUGCUUCUUAAUGAAAACUUUCUCUUGAAUUGUGUGUAUAUGUGCUACUGCUCGCCAAUCUUAUAAUCGUCUGGAUACGUUUAAGUGCACUUUUUUAAAUGUUUAGCUUUGCUAACCAUGAUAGAGAGAGCUUACCCACCUGGAAGAUUCAACUAACUUUAUCAUAGAAGAUGAUGUCAUAAUAAGAAAGUUUCAUAUCUAGCGUUCUA